Molecule: messenger RNA, 1269 nt
Organism: Lactuca sativa (garden lettuce)
Lineage: Eukaryota; Viridiplantae; Streptophyta; Magnoliopsida; Asterales; Asteraceae
Source: RefSeq, a predicted model, not a curated record
AUGCCAGGUAGGCCUACUACCAAAAGGAAGAGACAUGCUAGUGAGCAAGAGGGGAGGUUUUCAUCAACAAGGGUAUUUUUACCAAGAACAGUAAGAUGUGGGAAAUGCUUAGAGUAUGGCCAUAAUCAAAAAAGUUGUAAGAAUGAGAAAAAACCAGUAGUACCCUUGCUACCAAAGAAAAGAGGCAGACCAAGGAAACAUCCAUUGUUAACUGAAUAUGAUGAGUCAUUAAGAGCUUCUCAAUCCAGUCAGCCUCCAAUGCAGAAAAACAAGUCAAAGAAAGAAGCAUCAAGUUCCAAGGUUUUAAAAGCCUCAAGGUCCAAAAAAGAAGCAACUGAAUUUGAUGAAUCAUUAAGAGCUUCUAAAUCCAGUCAGCCUCCAAAGAAGAAAAACAAGUCAAAGAAAGAAGCAUCAAGUUCCAAGGUUUUAAAAGCAUCAAGGUCCAAAAAAGAGGCUACUUCACCUCAUAAAGAAGAUGUUUCUGCAACUCAAAAAGAAGUUGUUGUUGAUGGUAUUCAGACUGGGGAAGGUGAUGGAAUUCAGAAUGAGGAUCAUGGUGAUAGUAUUGAGACUGGGGAUCAUGGUGAUGAUAUUCAGAUUGGGGAAGGUGGUGGUAUUGAGACUGGGGGUCAUGGUGAUGAUAUUCAGACUGGGGAUGUUAAUGAUGUUAUUGUUGAAGAUUGUCAUAUUGUUGAAGAAGUAGAAGUGGUUGAUGUUGGAAAAGACGAUGUUUUGCUUCCAAGGGUUGGUUUAGAUCUACACAAAGUACUUGAUGAGGUUGAGCAGGGGCUGGACGAAAUAUUAGGGGAGGGUAGUUUUCAACAACAAUCAGAAACCUAUGAUGCUACUCAAUCUGAUUAUGGGGGUAAUGUUGAGUUUAAUGAUGGAAAAGCUGAUGGUGUCCUUGUAGAUAAGGUAAAACUGGAUGUUGAACAGAUUGCAUCGAUGUUGGAAGCAGGAUAUAGCAUGGAAGAAAUUGAAGGUAUGGAAGGGGUAGAACUGGAACUGGAUGACAUGCUACCCGUUGAGCUGGAUAUGGAAGAUGUAUUGGAUCAUCCUUCUGAUAAUGAUGAUGAGGCUGUUAUUGAUGAUGUUGAUGGUAUUGUUGAUGGUGGUGGUAAACAAGAAGAAGGAGGUGAUGAUGGUCACUUGGGUGAUGAUGAAGGUGAACAAGAAGAAGGAGGUGAUGAUGAAGGUCCUGAUGAUGUCCCUAGAUUGACAAGGUUUUUGGAUACAAUUGGAUGGCUGCUACGUAUUAGUGAGAUGUAA